This is a messenger RNA of Cuscuta campestris, 2663 nucleotides long. NCBI's taxonomy places the organism in Eukaryota, Viridiplantae, Streptophyta, Magnoliopsida, Solanales, Convolvulaceae. The record is from the annotation of a GenBank genome assembly.
CUAUUUAAGGGAGUUUAUCCCUCACAUCUCCGUAAGCAAUAACAAAACCCUUCCUCCCCGUUUCUCUGGCGAUGACCCGACAGGUUGGAUUUUCCGUAUCCAAAAAUAUUUUGAUUAUUUUCUUACACCGGAGCCCGAACGCCUUCAAUUGGUCGCCAUGCUGAUCGACCAUCCGGCCUCCGAUUGGUUUCAUUAUUACCAAUCCAACACUCAUGGCGCAAGCUGGGCUGAAUUCUUGGUCGCUGUUCAACAGCGCUUUGAUCCAAAUUAUUACGAGAAUUAUGUGGGCUUGCUCUCUAAGUUGACUCAGACCUCUUCCGUUUUGGAUUAUCAAACGGCUUUUGAAUCCUUACUGAAUAAGGUUUCCGGAGUCCCCGAGACAACGCUGAUCUCCAUCUUUGUGGCGGGCCUGAAACAACCUGUCCAGCGCGAACUUAACCUACGCAAUCCUACCACCCUUCAAUCAGCAUUUGCUUUGGCACGGGAACUCUCAGCCUGCCAUCAAGAGGCUGCAGUAACCUUUGGCUCUUCCCCACGCCGGCCCUGGCUGAAUCGACCGGCACCUUCCACCGCUGGCAUCCUGCCCACGCCUCCUCUAAACACCCGUACAACUCCAGAGGUGGCCAAACCGCCGGAUCGCCCAUCGCCUAGCAACCUCCCAGUGGUGACAGUCUCCGCGGCAGAAAGAGCAGAGCGAAGCAAGAAAGGCGGUGGUGUGAAGAGAAGUGGGAUCGCAACCAUAAUUGUCGGCGGCGUUUCUUGGCGCUCAUGGGACCGGAUGACGAGGAGGGGCCACUUAUUUGAGAUUGAUCUGUUUAUGCUUGAGGUCCACGGCCCCGAUAUUGUGCUCGGCGUACAGUGGCUGCAAACCUUGGGCAAGGUAGCCCACGACUACGCGAAACUCACCAUGGAGUUCUUAUGGAAUGGUACAACCGUCACGCUCCGAGGUGACAUGCCGAAGCCGCGCCCAGUUUCCUUUAAUCAGUUGCGCGCCAUGCUGGCUUCCCCCACCCCGGUGGACUUAUACGAACUCGUGCCCUCACCCAGCCCGCCGUCCACCACCACCUCUGAGCGGCCUGCUUUUCCUCCAGAUCUGCCAGGCCCCAUCACGGCCCUACUGGAGUCACAUGCGGCUGUUUUUGGGACACCCAUAGGCCUGCCACCCCCACGGUUCUGGGACCACCGCAUCCACCUCACGCUGGGAACCCAGCCCAUCAACGUUUUUUAUUUGGAGACAGAUGCUUCCAACUCCGGCGUCGGCGCGGUGUUACUCCAACAGGGACAUCCCUUGGCCUUCUUCAGCAAAAAAUUGGGGCCACGACGCCGCCUAGCGUCCACAUACCAUAAGGAACUAUAUGCUAUUGUUGAGGCAGUACAAAAAUGGCGCCAGUAUCUACUCGGUCGCGAGUUUGUGAUUCGGAGUGAUCAACGUAGCCUCAAGGAACUGCUCCAUCAGGUGGUCCAAACCCCCGAUCAACAGUUCUACAUCCGGAAAUUGAUGGGGUACAAAUUUCGGAUUGAGUAUAAAGCGGGGUCCACAAACCGCGCCGCCGAUGCUCUAUCCCGCCGGGGCGACGACACAGAACUGGCUGCGUUGUUUACCACCUAUUCUCGGCCCCUCCCCAAGUUACUGGACGCCCUGGCCGACGAGAAUACCAAGGACCCCGAACUCCAGCAACUGCACGCCGCGGUCACGGCCUGGACGGCAAAGCCCGAUUUCUCUGUGCAUGGCGGCCAUAACGAGAGCAUCGGCAUGUCUCCCUUUCAGGCAUUGUAUGGCCGCCCGCCACCGUCUAUUUUUCCAACAAUGGCCGUACGUUCACGUAUAGCUUCGGUAGAAGACCUUCUUCGGGAACGAGCAGACCUUCUCACUGAUUUAAAGACUCAUUUGGCCAAAAUGCGUCAACACAUGGUGGCCCAGGCCAAUUCCCACCGACGUGAUGUUUCUUAUGCGGUCGGCGAUUUGGUCCUUUUGAAGCUCCGCCCUUAUCGCCAACACUCCGUUGCCAGGCCUCUUUCAUCCAAACUCUCCCGCCGAUAUUACGGCCCAUUUCCAGUUUUAGAGCGGGUGGGCCCAGUGGCUUAUCGCCUACAGCUUCCGCCGAAUAGCCGCAUACACAAUGUCUUUCACGUCUCCUUGUUGCGCCCAUUCAUCCAGCAGGGCCCUUCUCUGCCGCCUGUUGCACUGCCUGCUGACUUCUUUAAAGGCUGCCUAGUGUCCGUUCCCCUCCAGGCUGUUGCCGCCCGUACCAUUCUAGUGGAUGGCCAUCCCCAGGACCAAUGGCUCAUUCGUUGGUCCGAUGGUGGUCCUAAAGAUAGCACGUGGGAACCGGUUGAGGACAUUCGCCGCCAUUACCCGGAUCUCGCCCUUGAGGACGAGGCCGUUGUCAACCCCGGGGGAGUUGAUACGGUAGAAGUGGACGUGCCCCUGGUGCAUGCCAACCCGAGUGUAGCCGCUGCCCCGCAUGCACGCCCGAAGCGGACCAUUCAGCCACCGAAGCGUUAUCAAGACUAUAUUUAAAUUAUUCAAUUAAUUCAUGUUUCGUUAAUUAAUUAUUGUACUUUAGAUUUUUCUAGGUGAGCGAAUUAUAAGCUCCUUCGAGGGUUCCUUUUCGGUUCUUUACCUGGUCGCUUUUUCUUGAACCGACAGGAUAGAUAACCUA